AUGUAUUAUGAUCCUUAGACUGAUUUGUUGAACAUAGAGCUCACAAAAAGGGAAUCUUAAUAGAUGCCUUUAAAAAACUAAUAUUUUAAAAAAUUUGAAACUGAGUUUAUUGCAGAACCUUGGGAUGUGCCCAUUGUCCCUGUAUAGAAAAAGAAUCAAAAUACCAGAUUGAUAUAUUCUAAAUAAUCAAAAUCUCAUAUACAACCCAGGCAGUUAAGCAAUGAAACGCCCCAUACUCCUUAAAGACCUAAGAGUUGUCAACAAAAAAAUUAAUUUAUAGAUCUGGGAAUACCUGCUGCUACUCCUACUUAUGCUAAAAUUAUACAAAGGAUGAUUAUAACUGCACCACGAAAAUCCUCUAAGAAAAACUCAAACAAUUAAAAUCGACAAAAAUGUAUAUAGAGUAUGCUGGUAGCUUAAAAAUAAAAUAGUUAAAUAUAAAAUUUGGUACUCUCAUCAAGUGAUUAAAGCAACCAUAUAUCUUAAAUCAAUCCUUUAAUUCAAAAAAUUAAACCCAAUCAAGAACAAUAGUUUAACAAGUGUAAAUUUAAACUUAAAAAAUUAUUAAACUGA
Molecule: messenger RNA, 573 nt
Organism: Paramecium octaurelia
Lineage: Eukaryota; Ciliophora; Oligohymenophorea; Peniculida; Parameciidae
Source: the annotation of a GenBank genome assembly